AAUGACGCAAGCCAGAAGAAUUCCGGUGGAACUCGGAAGAGAAGCGGCUGUAUGGUAUUUUAAAUGAAGAGAUAAAAAUGAAAUCCACGCUCUAGAACUAUGACCACAAUGGAGUCUGAGGGGAAUGCACUCUGUGUUGAGUUUCCGAACUUUUCCGGUUCACUUUUGCAAAAGCUCAACCAGCAGCGCCAGAGGGGACAACUGUGUGACAUCGUUGUGGUAAUCCAAGGCCACCAAUACCGGGCUCACCGGGCUGUCCUUGCCGCCAGCUCUCCCUACUUCUGUGACCAGGUACUUCUCAAAAACAGUGUCCGCGUUGUUCUACCCGAUGUCAUGCAUGCGUGCGUAUUCGAGCGCCUUCUCAAUUCCUGCUACACGGGCACGCUCCUCUUACCUGCAGGAGAGGUCGUAGCUUUCCUUACGGCGGCAAGCUUCCUUCAGAUGUGGCACGUAGUAGACAAGUGCACUGAGCUCCUGGAGGUAGGAGGCUCCUCUAGCUCUUUAGCAUUCAAGUCUGGAGCAGGCCAGGGGGGGUCUGUUUGUGCUAUUGGGGCUGAAGACAGACCCUCCCCUGGAGACAGCAGCUACCAUAGCCCUGGGGAUAACUCCAUGGGCCUUGAGCCGAACAGACAAGCAGUGGAUGGCUUUGCCAAGAUGGAGAUGGAUCAACUUCUGGAAGGCAGCUUCUCUCCACCUGCUCUGGAGCCCAGUGUCCAGCCUAGUGGUAGCUGCUCCCCACCAGCAGAACCUGAGUGCUCAGGUAGCGAGGUUGCCAGUCAGAAUGGAGAGGACGAAGAGCGUGGUGACGGGGCUUUGCAGUACGCUAGACCGACCUAUGUCCCGCCAAGCAUCAUGGGCCACAGGAAGUGGGUCCAUGUGAAAGCAGAGAGGCCUGAACGGGAGGAUUGUGGUGGCUUGUUUUGUGGGGAUGCUGUUGGCACAGACCCAGAAAAGAUUAACUUUGGCCGCUCCCAGCCCUCAGCUAGUUCCUUGGAUAACAGCAUUGAUGAAAAACUUGUCGCUCAAUUGGAGGAGGAGGGCGUAGAUGAUGACCGACCUUAUGAGGAUCCAUUAGACUUCUAUGGUACCACCAUGGGCUUUUCAACUAAUAAGGAUGAUGGGACCUCCUUAGACCUGAAGGAAGAUGCACUAGAAGGGGGAGCUGGCAGUAGUAGUGGUGGUGGGGAACAAACCUCUGGUAGCCAUCAGGAAGAUGCGUCUCAUUCAGGCUUUGCCUCCGUGGUUUACAAGCUCUACCCCUGUCAGUGUGGCAAGAGCUUCACCCACAAGAGCCAGCGUGACCGCCACAUGAGCAUGCACCUGGGCUUACGGCCUUAUGGCUGUGCGGUGUGCGGCAAGAGCUUCAAGAUGAAGCACCACCUUGUGGGCCACAUGAAGAUCCACACAGGCAUCAAGCCGUACGAGUGCAGCCUCUGCUCCAAGAGGUUCAUGUGGAGGGAUAGCUUUAACCGUCACACCUCCUCCUGCACCAGGACCCACCAGGCUAGAGGUGCAGUUAACGAUCAGCCCCCAGCCCAAAUGUGCUGAUUUUAGACCAGAUCCCUUAACCUCAUACACCUCCUCACAAACCUUCACCUAGUGGAGGUUGUUCUAUUCUGCGGAUCCUAGAUCAUGUUUUGUCUUCAAUGAGCAGGCCCCCAGGACCAUAGAUGGUACAUCAGAUAUUUGAUAUACAAGAUUUGUUUUGCAAAUCCAAAGUGUGCCGUAUUAGUGUAAAUAGUGCAAGAGCCUGUCCGUCCAGAUGGAUUUAUCCAAGAUCAGGAUUCUUGGACCCCGCUUUGCAUUUGGAUCAGAUUUGCUGAUGCAAAAUCCAAACCUCAGGUCGUGGGAUAUGGACAGCUACUCCCAUGAAACAUGAGUGACAUGCACAUACUUUUCAAAGACUGUGUGAUCAUGCUUUCUAAGUGGGGUUUGUUUUACCUCAGUAUUCACUUAGUCAUCAACAGCACAAUGGCUAGUCAUUAUCUGUUAUGGUUUCUAAAUCAUUCUUGGGCCUUUCUUUUUUUGCAAAAAAAGAGAGUAUUGUUUUUUAAAGUACCUCCUUUCUCAGGACUUCAGGCCAGAACCUUAUGAGAUAGUGCCAUUUAUUCUGUACAUUUCUCAACAAUUACUCAGUUUUGUGAUCCAAUUGCCUCUUCAUUCAUGUCAUCAAUUAAUUAUAAUUUUGCAUUCCUGUCUUUGGAGGCAAAUAAUAUAAAGGAAUAUAUAUAUAUUUCUCAAUUACUCAUUUCUCAAUUAUAUAUAU
Molecule: messenger RNA, 2266 nt
Organism: Osmerus eperlanus (European smelt)
Lineage: Eukaryota; Metazoa; Chordata; Actinopteri; Osmeriformes; Osmeridae
Gene: zbtb43
Product: zinc finger and BTB domain containing 43
Exons: 2
Coding region: 100-1548 (482 amino acids)
Biological process (GO): regulation of transcription by RNA polymerase II
Molecular function (GO): DNA-binding transcription factor activity, RNA polymerase II-specific; RNA polymerase II cis-regulatory region sequence-specific DNA binding; protein binding
Source: RefSeq, a predicted model, not a curated record